Molecule: messenger RNA, 3283 nt
Organism: Patiria miniata (bat star)
Lineage: Eukaryota; Metazoa; Echinodermata; Asteroidea; Valvatida; Asterinidae
Gene: phkb
Product: phosphorylase b kinase regulatory subunit beta-like
Exons: 23
Coding region: 83-3265 (1060 amino acids)
Biological process (GO): glycogen metabolic process
Cellular component (GO): phosphorylase kinase complex
Molecular function (GO): calmodulin binding
Source: RefSeq, a predicted model, not a curated record
ACUCGAUGCUCAAAGAUUUGUACAAGUCUAGUGUAGUCGUGACCUCCGUCAUGCCCGUCAAAAUACAUGAAAUACUGCAAAAAUGGCAGCUGAAGACGAGGACUACGUGCGCCAAGUGAAACUUUUGGACUCGUAUUACUUCCGCGUCAAGUCCCAGAUAUUGCACCAUCAGAGCCCUACGAUCGGCCUGUUUCCAGCUACCACAGGCGAUGCCAAGAGAUCCCACGUGGCGCACGUGAGAGACAGUAUCUACUGUGCAGUAGCAACGUGGACCCUGGCCCUAGCUUAUAGGAAAAUUGACAAUGACCAUGGUCGGACAUAUGAGCUAGAGCAGAGUGCUGUGAAGUGCAUGAGGGGAAUACUAUAUUGCUACCUACGACAAACUGAGAAGUUGGAGAAGUUCAAAUACACAAAGGGAGAGGAUAACGCCCUGCAUUGCCGCUAUGACAUGGUGCGAGGUAACACGCUGCCUGACAGCUAUCAUCACUUACAGAUUGACCUGGUGUCUCUGUAUCUACUCUACCUGGUCCAGAUGAUCUCAUCAGGUCUACAGAUUAUUUGGACGCUUGAUGAAGUCAGCUUUAUUCAGAACCUUGUGUUUUAUGUGGAGAGAGCCUACCGCAUCCCAGACUAUGGCAUGUGGGAGCGUGGUAGCAAGUACAACACAGGCAAAUGUGAACUCAAUGCUAGUUCUAUUGGUUUGGCCAUUGCAGCUCUUGAAGCAAGCAAUGGUUUUAACCUGUUUGGUCGCGAGGGAACAUCCUGGUCUAUCUUGUACGUUGAUCCCGAUGCCCACGGCAGGAAUCGAACCAUCUUACAGACUUUGCUGCCAAGGGAGAGCAUGUCCAAGAACACAGAUGCCUCUCUCAUACCUGUCAUCAGCUUCCCAGCCUUCGCUGUCAAGAACGUAGAGGUCAAGAACAGGACCUUUGACAAAGUCAUCCGCAAGUUGAAGGGGAAGUAUGGCUUUCGACGUUUCCUACGAGACGGUUACGGUACGGAGCUGGAAGACAAGAACAGGAAGUACUACAAACCUGCCGAAAUCAAGAUGUUUGAUAACAUAGAGGCGGAGUGGCCCAUGUUCUUUGUGUACAUGAUGAUUGACGGUACCGCUAAAGGAGACACCAAACAAGUAGAGGAAUACCACAAUCUACUCAAACCACUGCUGAAGGAAUCUGCCAAUGGAUUAGUGCUUCCCAAGUAUUACUACGUGGAGACGAGACACAUUGAGGCAGAAAGGAAAAACCCUCACAGUCAACCGAGAGUGGCCAGCCAUGAGGGGGAGGAUCCAGACCAGAUCUUCCUGUGGGGGCAGUCUGUGUAUCUCAUUGCCUGCAUGCUGAAGGAUGGACUAGUUGACAUGGAUGAGAUUGAUCCUGUGGGUAGAUAUCAUGGCUCAUCCGUAAGAUUAACAGUCAGACACAACACGAGAUACUCAGCAUUUGAGAGCACCUGUAAGGACAUGACUGUACAAAUGGCAUUCAUAGCGGAGAGUGCUAGGCUCCAAGCAACACUACAGACCUAUGGGAUUCAGACACAGACCCCAACACAGGUGGAACCCAUACAGAUAUGGCCUCCUAAUGAGCUCAUCAAGGCAUACCAAUUCUUGGGCCACAAUGACAAGUUGGGGUUAACCGGCCGGCCGCCUCGUCCUGUGGGUAGUCUGGGUACAUCCAAGAUCUAUCGUAUCCUAGGCAGGACCAUCCUGUGUUAUCCACUGCAGUUUGAUCUGACUGACUUCUACAUGUAUCAGGAUCGCUCACUUCUUGUUGAUGAUAUUAAGAGUCUUGUAGCUUUCGUGAGGAGAUCUUGGACAAUGUCUGGCAGGCCAACCAUCUGUAUGCUUAUCAAGGAAGACCAUCUCAGUGGUGCCAAGGGGUCUGAGAUGUUGGACAUGUUGGCCAUGUUCAAGAGGGGUAGAUGUGGAGGGAACCGGGUCAAAGUAGACCGUCUUCAGACGCUAAUUGCUUCAUCGUUUGUGGAGCAUUUGGACUUCCAGCUCCCUGAAGGAGUUGCUUCCAUGGUUUUAUUCAAGCGGCUAGAAGAGCUGAACGUCACCCAUCUUCCUCUUCAGACCAAGAGUAGGCAUCUCAGCUCGCCUCAUUCAGAAGACCAUGAGGAGGAGGCCUUUGAUGUUAAGAAAUUUGAGAGAUUGCCAUCAUGGGAGUUAGUAGAGUGUCUUCGUCACAGUAUCAACAUGGAGGUGCAGAGUGGCAUUCUGGGAAUGCUGUUCCACCGAGAAGGAUCUAAUUACUUGACAGAUAAAGGCACAGUGGCUGAAGCAUUGAACAAACUGUACAACCGCGCUGGCGUCAAGGAAGACUGGUCUACUGUCAGGUACUGCGCAAGCAUCCUGCGCAAAGUCAUAGACAGUCUGUCGCCCUCUAUCACAUCCAUGCUGGUCAGCGGAAAAAUUGUUACGAUAGGCGUCUUUGGUCAUGAGGAGGAACUGGUCCUGCGGCCAUUGAGCCCCAACGAGAUCUCAGACAUCAUCUUUGCUCGAUGUCAGAAGUACAACAUCCGAGAGGCUGUCAUGCAGCAGGAGAUUAUUAUUACAGUGGGCAAGCUGGUCACUACCAGACCGGAACUGUUCAGUAGCAUGCUCAAGAUCAGGACAGGGUGGCUUCUGCAUGCCAUGAGGACAGAACUCAAAAUAGCUUUUAAUGAAACAAAGCCCGUCCACAGUCUGUCCCCACACUCGCUGAAGGAUCUCCUAGUUCAGGUGCUAGAGACCAACAUCACCACAGCAAGCCACUACCGUACCUGGUUACAGCAGCGUCAAUUCAGCGGCUCGCUCAACCGCACUCCGCCUAAUUUCUACGAUAAAGUAUGGGACAUCAUGGCGCGCAUGCCCAGCGGCAUCAUCAUAGCAGAUUACUUCCUACCCCAGCAACCCACGCUCUCAGACAUGACCAGGACGGACCUGAACUUUGCCCUACGGAUUGAGGAGAUGUUCAGCCGCAUUGCGCAUCCAGAAUACAGGCAACUCAUGGUUGAGUUGCUCACAGUGAUAUCCACAAUCUUGGAGAGAAAUCCAGAGCUGGAGUUCCAGAGCACAGUCAAUACAGAUGCUCUGAUUAAGGAGACGUUCAACCUGUUUAAGGAGCACCACGCCAGCCAAGGCAAAACAUGUGACAUGCAGGACUUUUACAACACUCCGCCCAUCGCCACCCACGGCACCAUGAGUUUCCUGGCCAAAGUCAUCGUACACCAUCUCCUAGAUGAAAGCAUGGACACCAGUAUGGAUAACUGCUUGAUCAGUUGAGGGCGUGAUCCCCGCCCA